Molecule: messenger RNA, 2022 nt
Organism: Vigna angularis (adzuki bean)
Lineage: Eukaryota; Viridiplantae; Streptophyta; Magnoliopsida; Fabales; Fabaceae
Exons: 7
Coding region: 1-2022 (673 amino acids)
Source: RefSeq, a predicted model, not a curated record
AUGGACGAUGACGGAGACAUGAGAGACAUGUGUGGCAUGGAGAAGAAGAUGAAGGGUCAUGUGGCGGAGGAAAUGUGGUGGUAUGAGAAUGUUAUGGUUACAGUAGAGGAUGCGAGGUUGAUAUACAUGGAGUAUGAUCUGAAAAAUGUUGGUGGCUCUGUGUUUGGCAUUUUGAAGAAUUUACUGGUUGAGGUUGCUGUGUUAAGUCAUUGUGUGGAGUUCCUUCAAGUUGCAUGUAGGAUGGAAGAAGAAUUAGAUUUAUCAUAUGUGGAUCGUGAAGAUAUAUAUGAUGACGUGGUUGGUGUAGACUUCAAUAUUAUUGCAAUGAUACGUCAACAAUUACAAAUAACCACUUCAUUGGGUACUUUAACAAUGCUAUGCAUUGUUGGAUACGCUUUGAGUAUCUUGAAUAAGUACUGUAGUGAUUCCAGUAGUGUAAUGAAUUACCUACCAGACAGAGACCGUCGUAGGGAGCAAUUAAUGUCAUAUUUUGUGCAUACUAAUCGGUGCCACGAUAUUAUUAGGAUGAGUCCUGAGGCAUUUAUUAAUCUUUGUGAGAGACUAAGAUCGACUGAGUUAGUUAACGACACCAUUCGGUCAACAGUGGAGCAACAAGUUGCUCAAUUUCUUCAUAUCAUUGGCCAUAAUGUUAAGAAUCGAAGUGUCGCAUUUUUCUUUCAUCGAUCUGGCUCGACGGUUAGCAAACAGUUUCACAAUGUGUUGGAUGCUAUCUUAACUUUGGAAGCUGAGUUCCUAAUUCAACCCUCAGGAAAUGAGGAUUGUUUAGGGGCCAUAGACGGUACUCAUGUUCGUGUAAAGGUGCCAAGAUGUGAUGCUCCUAGAUUUCGAGGAAGAAAAGAUUGGCCAACACAUAAUGUGUUUGCGGCGUGUGAUUUUGACAUGAAAUUCACAUACGUUCUUGCUGGGUGGGAAGGAACUGCAUCUGAUUCUAGAAUUUUAAAAAAUGCUCUUGAUCGAGAUGAUCCAUUGGUUAUCCCCCAAGGCAAAUGCUAUCUUGGUGAUGCUGGAUUUAUGUUGAAAACCACAGUCUUGACUCCAUAUAGAGGCGUAAGAUACCACCUUAAAGAAUAUACACGCAGAGGAUCACAAAAUGCACGGGAGUUAUUUAAUCAUCGGCAUUCAUCGUUGAGAAAUGUUAUUGAAAGAACUUUUAGAGUGUUGAAAAAACGCUUCCCUAUCAUUGCAAGUGGCACUGAACCACACUAUGGAUUGGAUACAAUGACAUACAUCAUACUAGCUUGUUGUAUCUUACACAACUUCCUUCGUGGCGUGGAUAACGAUGACUCAUUACUUAAUGAAGUCGAUAACGAGUUGAAUGAAAGGGAAGAGCAUAAUGUUUCAUCAUCUCAAGUUAGAGAAGACGACCAUAGGAUUGGUAGUGGUAUCAGGGAUUCUAUAGCAGAGCACAUGUGGCGAGAUUAUCAAAACCUGUUUAAAAUGAACAGAGGUAAGGCCCCCGGCAUUGAGUCCUCUGCUCCUACUAGAGAGUUCAUGAAGUGGACAGAGGACAUGGACGCACGUCUUCUACACUCUAUGAUUGAGGAAUCACGAAUCGGUAAUAGGGUUGACGGAAGUUGGACAUCCCAAGCAUAUAGUAACAUAGUUGAUCAUCUUCAUAGCUUUGGGUAUGUCUCAAUUACAAAAAAUAAUGUUAAAAAUCGUCAGAAAGUACUGAAAGAUAAAUGGCGUGAGGUGCAUGACCUGUUUUCUGGAUUUAGUGGAUUUGCGUGGAACCCGGUUAAUAUGACAUUUCAUGCUGAGGAUGAAGUUUGGAUGGACCUGAUUCAAUCGAGGCCAACGGCGGCAAAGUGGAGAGUUAAUAGUAUAAAACACUACAAUUUAAUGGUUGAGUUAUGGGCAACUGAUCGAGCUACUGGGAGUGGUGUUCGGACCGCUCGCCAGGCACGUCGACAGCGGGUUGGACCUCGUGUCAGUGUAGAUUUGAAUCAAAAUAUUGAGUACAUUCCGGAACAGCCUGAGUGGAGUUGCAAGUGGCACUGA